CCUUUGCCAAACACGCCUACUUAAUGUUUAGUCAUUUCUUCUAGUUGGACAUCGACCAACAUAUGUUAGCCUGCAACUUCUAGCCCAGCCAUUCAAAAUACUGAUGCGGUCCUGCAGCCUCCACAUAACAUGCGGAACUUUAUUUCUAGGUUGAGACACGAGAGACGUACUAGUUCCAAGACCGAAUCAGUGCCUGGUCUUCAAGAAGCAACACAGGAAAGCCCUCAACAACACCUCUACCGAUAUCGCAAGCAACGCGGAAUUAAUCUUGGCUCGUGGUUCGUUUUGGAGCGGUGGAUAUCGGAAUCACCAUUUCAAUGGGCCGCCGGCAGCGGACAAAGUGAUCUGGACGUUGCCAAGGGUCUACACGCGAAACAGGUUCUGGAACAACAUUGGGAUUCUUGGAUCACCUCUAGCGACUUCGAAUGGCUCGCGGCAAGGGGAAUCAACACUGUGCGGAUCCCAAUUGGAUACUAUCAUAUCUGUGCACUGGACCCAAGUAUCCUUACUCGAACUGACUUUGAUGGUCUUCAACAUGUGUUUGAAGGAGCGUGGAGUAGGCUUGUCGCUGCGGUGAUGACUGCCCAGAGCUUUGGAAUUGGGGUGCUAUUUGACCUUCACGCAGCUCCUGGCAAACAGAAUCAAGAUUCACAUUCCGGGACGUCAUCUCCGGUAAUGUCUUUUUUCAAUAGCAAAUUUAACAUGCAGCUGGCUGUUCGCGCCCUCAGCAUACUAGUCACACAACUCAUCGCUUUGCGGGAACAUGAACCCCCAAUUCACAAUAUAGUCGGUAUACAGCUUCUCAACGAACCCCACCCUUCCUCGCACGAAACACUCUGCAAGUGGUAUAGGGAGGCAAUCCAAGAGAUAAGACAUAUCGACUCUAGUUUCCCAAUCUACAUAUCAGACUGUUGGAUGACUGAUCAAUAUGCCGAUUUCGUCGCACACUUACCCCCUUCCUUGGCGCUGACUGGCGUCGACCAUCAUCUGUACCGGUGUUUUACAAAAAGCGACAUUUCAACAUCAGCAGCGCAGCAUACUGCAUCCCUUGCUGAUCGGAAUGCCCCCUUUCCGCAAAUGUUCUCCCGCGUGUCAGAGAAGCUCGAAGCUGUAGGAAGUGGACUCAUAGUUGGCGAGUGGUCUGGAGCCUUGAAUCCAGGCUCUUUGGAAGGCACAGCGGAUGAACAUCAGGCAAGAGCAUCUUACAUUCGGGCUCAGCUUGACCUGUUCGAGCUGUACUGCGCUGGAUCAUUUUUUUGGACGUACAAAAAAGAGUUGCCUGGAGACCAAGGAUGGUCUUUCCGAGACGCGGUUGAAAGUGGCAUCUUUCCCGAUGUUGUGGGUAUGAUCCCAGUAAAGGAUUUUGUUGGACUCAGUAGCGACAUAAGUGCUAGAAAAGUGACCGCUAGAAAUGUAGCCUUAGGCCAACAUGUAUCCUACUGGGCCAGUUUCCCUGGUUAUUACGAGCAUUGGCGGUUUGAAGCCGGCUUCGAUCAGGGCUGGGUCGAGGCCUAUGACUUCUUCGCCUUCGAUCGCGCGGACCAGACUGCCGUCUCAGAACUGGGAUUCAAGGGAUGCAUUGCUAAGAGGAAGGCGCAAGACCAUAGUCGUGAAAACGGGAGCAGCAACAACCUUUGGGAGUUCGGUGAGUGCACUGUUCAAGGAGGUUUCCUCUUCUGGGUUUGUGCCGCCUCUCGGCCGGCAGCACGACAUACCCGCUAUCUCGAUAAGUCCAUCUGCGAUAUCGCAGAUUUAGGCGGCCCUAUUCUUAACGUAUUUCAGAGCAUGGAUUUAGGCAAGGGGUAGAUGCUGCGAAGCAAGAUUUUCAGCAUCACUACUGUUGAUUUUCACGUGUCAGGCGUCAGAUCUUCAUGAACAGACAAUCCGUAUCUUUGCAUGCCCAUGUCCUCGUGUAUGAU
Messenger RNA from Suillus clintonianus, 1919 nucleotides. Its product is annotated as glycoside hydrolase family 5 protein. NCBI's taxonomy places the organism in Eukaryota, Fungi, Basidiomycota, Agaricomycetes, Boletales, Suillaceae. The coding region runs from base 130 to 1806 and encodes 558 amino acids. Gene Ontology annotation, biological process: glucan catabolic process. The transcript has 6 exons. The record is from RefSeq and is a predicted model, not a curated record. Gene Ontology annotation, cellular component: extracellular region; cell surface. Gene Ontology annotation, molecular function: glucan endo-1,6-beta-glucosidase activity.